AUGAUGGCACAUCCUACGGAGGCUUGGCGUGAAAACCACUUCAAAGACAUGAUAACUAAGGUGGCUAAUUUGGAGCUCUACUAUAAAGCCAUUCAAUUCUAUUUAACCUACAAGCCUCUCCUACUGAACGACCUUCUCACUGUACUCAUUCCUCGACUGGACCACACACGUACCGUCGCCUUCUUCACCAAGGUCGGCCACAUUGCCUUCGUCAAACCAUAUCUUUGUGUCGUACAGCAGAGCGGUGCUAACAAUAAGGCAGUCAAUGAAGCUUUGAACGCCCUUCUCAUUGAAGAAGAGGACUAUCAGGCUUUGCGGCAUUCGAUCGAGGCACACUCGAAUUUUGACAACAUUGCCUUGGCUCAGGCCCUUGAGAAGCACGAGCUGACUGAGUUUCGCCGACUUUCGGCUCUCCUCUACAAGGGCAACAAUCGAUGGGUGCAGAGCAUCGAGCUCUGUAAGCGUGACAAACUGUACCGUGAUGCAAUGCAGUAUGCCGCAGACUCUCGAGAUCCUGAGACAGCAGAGGAUCUCCUGCGUUGGUUCCUUUCAGAGAACCUACCAGACUGUUUCUCUGCCUGUCUCUAUCAGUGCUAUGACCUUCUUCGACCCGAUGUUGUCCUUGAGCUGGCGUGGCGCAAUGGGCUCACUGAUAUGGCCAUGCCCUUCCUCAUCCAAACCAUUCGUGAACUCACCGCUAAGGUAGGUACCCUGGGUUCCUUUUUGACUGCGCGUCUGAAAUGCCUUAGUCUUAUCGUACCGAAGCAUUUCUGUGCAGGAUCUAGCGUCACCUACAUGUUGCAGACGGUGGCAAUUGUGGUUUACUUCUGCUGCGCCUGCCCUAUCUCGAAGUUUUUGUUUUCCUCUCAGAUUGAUCACCUCGAGAAAUCUGAACGAACCCGUUCGGAGGAGGAGGAGAAGAAGGAGCAGGCGGUAAAUCCUCUUGUCCUCCAUACGGAUACUCCAUUAAUGCUGACGGGUGGGACGUUGCCUCAACUCGGUGCCUACGGGACGGGAAUGAUGCCGCCCCCUGCUGCUGGAUCCGGUGGUUUCUAUUCCACCAAUGGACCCUCCUACUAA
This is a messenger RNA of Hydatigera taeniaeformis, 1080 nucleotides long. NCBI's taxonomy places the organism in Eukaryota, Metazoa, Platyhelminthes, Cestoda, Cyclophyllidea, Taeniidae. The record is from the annotation of a GenBank genome assembly.